CGCACUCUCCGGCAGGCCGAGGCGGGGGAGGAAGGCAGCAUGGGCGGCCGAGCGCACCGAGUGUCGCUGGGGGACGCCUGGAGCCGGCGAGUGCACCCUGACUUAGAAACCGAGAGGCAUGGGCAAGGCUUCGACGUGGAGCGGCUCACCCACCUCCUGGACGGAGGCGCCCAGAACACUGUGCUGCGGAGGGGAGUCGAAAGCCUCGUACAAGGUGACCCGGAUUUCAGCCUCAUCCACAAUUACUUCAUGACGCCGAAUGAGCGCUACGAGGCCGCCAUCCGGAGGAGAGUCCUGCUGCACAGGAAGGGACAGCGCCUGGGCUGGCUGGAGGACGGCCUGCAGUUCCACUACGCCUACAGAGCCAUCUCUGGAGAUGUGACUUUCGGUGUGCACGGCAUCGCCACAAAAGCCAUCCAGAGCCUGGGCUCGGAGGAGCAGAUCGCUAAAUGGGUCCCACUCUGCAAAACGUACCAGAUCAUCCUAACAUACGCGCAGACGGAAAUGGGACACGGGACCUACCUUCAGGGCCUGGAGACCGAAGCCACCUAUGACACAGCCACCCAGGAGUUUGUCGUACACAGCCCUUCAAUGAGUGCCAUCAAGUGGUGGCCCGGAGACUUGGGACGGUCGGCCACCCAUGCCCUCGUCAUGGCACAGCUGGUGUGCUCGGGAACGAGGCAGGGCAUACAUGCCUUUCUGGUGCCCAUCCGGUGCCUCAAGGAACACAGCCUGCUGCCAGGAGUCACCGCUGGGAGCAUCGGACCCACCAUGGACUUGGACCACGCAGACAAUGGCUUCCUGCGCCUGGACCGUGUGCGCGUCCCUAGGGAGAACAUGCUGAAUCGCUUUGCACAGGUCUUGCCAGAUGGCACCUACAUCAGAUUCGGGACAGCGCAAAGCAACUACCUGUCCAUGGUGGUGUCGCGCGUGGACGUCCUGGUGAAUGGGGUCCUGCCCACCCUGCAGAAGGCCUGUGUCAUUGCCAUGCGCUACUCCGUCAUCCGCCGCCAGUCCCGGCUCCGGCCCAGUGACCCAGAGGCGAAAAUCCUCAACUACCAGACCCAGCAGCAGAAACUCUUCUUCCCACUGGCCAUGAGCUAUGCCUUCCAUUUCCAGCUGGCCAGCCUCCAGGAAUUCUUCCGCCAUUCCUACAACACCAUCCUGAACAAAGACGUCAGCCUCCUCCCUGAGCUGCACGCACUGACCACCGGCGCAAAGGCCAUGAUAACCGACUUCUGCACCCACGGGGCCGAGCUGUGCCGCAGAGCCUGUGGAGGACAUGGCUACUCCAAGCUGAGUGGCCUGCCAUCCCUGGUCACCCAGCUGGUGGCCUCCUGCACCUAUGAGGGCGAGAACACAGUGCUCUACCUGCAGCUGGCCAGGUUUCUGGUGAAGAACUACCAGCGAGCUCAGCAGGCCGUGGGCCCCACAUCACAGAAGUCUCUCCCUCAGUCUGUCGCGUAUCUCACCCUGCCUCACCUGGCCAAGUGCCCCGCCCAGGGGGCAGCUGACUUCCUCUGCCCAGAGCUCUAUACCGUGGCCUGGGCACACAUGGCAACCAGGCUCAUACAGGACGCCGUGCAUCAUUUGCAGACACUGGUACAGUCGGGGGCUGAGCAGCACGAGGCCUGGGACCAGACAGGCGCCAUCCUCCUCCAGGCGGCUAAGGCGCACUGCUACUAUCUCACUGUGAAGAAUUUUAAGGAGGCUCUGGAAAAACUAGACAGUGAGCCCGCGAUUCAGCAGGUGCUCAAGCGCCUCUGUGACCUCUUUGCCUUACACGGCAUCUUGACUAACUCGGGAGACUUUCUGUAUGACGGCUUCCUGUCUGGCCCCCAAGUGAACAUGGUCAGAACGGCCUACCUGGACCUGCUGCCCCUGAUCCGGAAGGAUGCCAUCUUGUUAACGGAUGCCUUCGACUUCACCGAUCUGUGUUUAAAUUCUGCACUCGGCUGUUAUGAUGGGAAUGUCUAUGAACGUUUGUUCCAGUGGGCUCAGAUGUCACCCAGCAAUAUUUCUCAGGCAGCAGCUGUGCAGAAUCGUGCUCUGUGGAGAGAAAAGAACAAAUGGGAAGACCUGCAUACCCCCGCUGUUUCCUACCGAAAGCGAGCGCUGUGCUGAACUGAAUGUCAGAAGUAUGAGUCUCCUGUCUGGGGCAGGCCGUACAGAGCUGUAUCGCUGGACGGAAAAAUGUGCCCUUUCUAGGCUUACUCUAGCACACUGUGUGCCUCUGGGCUUUCUGCGUGAUUCAGAUGAUAGGGCAAGCAAGCAUCUCCGGAGAAAAUUGCAAAAGCCAUUUCCCUGGUUACACAAACUCGUGCCUGUGUAACUCCCUAUUGCAUGAAGUGAAAGAACCAGUGGUGGCCAUCUUAAAUCGAGACCCCCAUUUUUCCCAACAUUCGAUUGUAAAUACUCACCUAAGCAGUAGUUUGAUGUGUUAAACACAUCUACUGAUUCAUUCAGUCACUCAGCAAA
This is a messenger RNA of Fukomys damarensis (Damara mole-rat), 2478 nucleotides long. RefSeq names its product acyl-CoA oxidase 2 (gene Acox2). NCBI's taxonomy places the organism in Eukaryota, Metazoa, Chordata, Mammalia, Rodentia, Bathyergidae. The transcript is spliced from 14 exons. Gene Ontology annotation, molecular function: fatty acid binding; FAD binding. The record is from RefSeq and is a predicted model, not a curated record. Gene Ontology annotation, biological process: lipid homeostasis; very long-chain fatty acid metabolic process; fatty acid beta-oxidation using acyl-CoA oxidase. Gene Ontology annotation, cellular component: peroxisome. Bases 40 to 2124 code for a protein of 694 amino acids.